AAAUUGCAGCUGGGUAUCUCGCAUUCCGAGAUUCUUACCUAUCUAAUUUAACCUUAUUUGAUUGGACUAUAAAUAAGGGUUUGCCAACAAAAGCAUGCGCAACUCACUCACUACCAACCGGCACCACCCCUCCGUGGUCCGUUACCCGCGUCACCCCGCGUCAGCCAGCGGCGUCACGCGUCCGUCACUCGCCGUCGCGUCAGUCUCAUUUCUGCCGGCCGGCUAGUAAUGACGUUUCCGUUUGGCGCUCUUUGCGCUGUUGAGUGUUGCGCUUGGCAUAAUAUUUUCCUUUUAGGUAUUCUUCAGAUUGUGUUUGAAUAAUGAGUUGGCGGACGAUAUAGUUUAAGUUUCAUUAUAGUUUAAUUUUAAUUUUGAGACAGAUUUUCAUUAGUUUGAGUAACAAUGUUGAAAAUGUGUUCCGAUGAUUCGUUGGCGGAUUUCAUCGAUGGUCUUGAAUUGAGUUUUGUGGACGAUGAAUUAGCAGGAAGAACGUCCUCGCGUCAGGCGGCAGCCGUGGACGACAGUGGCGAUGCCGCCCAAGACGCGAGCAGUGCUGCCCCAAAUAACACGACACCAACGAACUUGCCCGAGUCACAUGAAGGUGUAGCUGGUCAGCAAAAUAGAACGACAGGUUCUCAUACCCCCUCGCUACCUAUAGUGCUUUUAAAAAGACUCUGUGAAACAAACCCGUGCAGUGACAAAACGAAAUCUGUCGCUAAGCCUCAUGAACUUGUAGUGGAAGAGACAAGAGAUGACAAGACAGUAGUAGGCAUUGAAUAUAAUAAAGCAGAUAGGCGACUACUGUUAGGGGACAGUUCUAUAAGCAUUAAGUCUAGUCCUGGAGAUUUUGAUUGCAAUGAUGAUGAAUGCUACACAGAUAGCCACGUAGUUGAUACAUUAAUAGACUUCCUUCAAUCUGAAAACGGCGACCAAGAACCUCAGACUAUUGAACAACAUAACUUAAACGAAGAUAUUAAUGUCACAGAGCCUUGCACUAUGGACAAGGAGUCUAGUACUAAAGGAAAAUCAAACACUAAAGGAAAAGCUAAUACUAAAGGAAAAAGCUGCACUAAAGGUAAAAUCAGUAAUGAAGGCAAAGCACCCCGUGCUAGAGGUAACGCCAAUAGUAAAAAAUCCAGUAAUAAAGGAAAAACGACCAGAAUUAAUACCAUGAAUAUAAAUGAACAAAAAACAUAUGCAAUGACUUUGCGCCAACGGCGUUUAAGUAACGGUAAGGUCCGCGCAGUUACCGCCAAAAAGUUACAAGCAUUAAAAGGACAACUUGUGACAGCGAAUAUAAAUCCAUCAUCAGAAUUUUCGAUCGAUGAGAGACUAUCGAGAUACUGCGCCCAGAUUAACAAAACCAAUAAGAAAUCGACAAAUAAGCGAGGCCAAACUAGUGACCCUUUCACUCCAGAUAUGAUAUUUGCUGCACCGAGUUAUCCAAAGAGGAUUUGUGUGCCCCUAUUUCUGCCAGACCCAAUAUCGAAACGGUUACAAAUCCUUCCGGCAGAACGUGUCGCUGGACCUAGUGGAUUACAAAAUACUAUAUUAGAGCCUGUGGCCGCAUCUAGUGGUUUACAAAGGGUAACCACGGAACCAGUAGCGGGACCUAGUGGGUUACAAAGGGUUACCACGGAGCCAGUAGCGCGACCUAGUGGGUUACAAAGGGUAACCACGGAGCAAGUAGCGGGACCUAGUGGACCACAAAAAGUAAUAUCGGCACCAGUGGCUGGGCCUAGUGGGCUACAAAGAGUAACCACAGAGCCAGUGGGCGGGCCUACUGGAGUACAAAUGGCAAUCACGGAGCCAGUAGCGGGUCCCAGUGGGCUACCUUUCGGAUCACCCAGUAAUUUGUCUAAAUAUAUAAGUGCACAGAAAAGAAAUACAUCUGAAAGACUUCAAGGUAUAAUAUCUAAAGUGUACUAUGAAAACAACCCUGAAGUUGCACAUCUUGUUGAGCAACCCCGCCCUAACGUUGAGGCACCCCGACCCCAAGCUAAUGUUGAAAUGCCCCGAGCUGCCGUUCAAAGUCGGAUUGUUGAUCGCCAUAUUAUUAUGUUAAACAACGUAUACCGAGAGGGUGAUGACGCCGACAUCGAAGCCAAUUCUGACGAUCAGCUAGAACAAGACGACUACGACGGCAGAGGAAGUGAUGAACGGAUUAGUGACGAUGACUUAAACGAAUCUAGCGCAGAUACUACUCAGACGCAUGCUGUAGGCGGCGUAUUGCACGAAGGUCCAGUAUUUAGACCCACAAAGGAAGAGUUCCAAAAUCCUAUGGCGUAUUUUAUGAAGAUUUGGGACGAAGCGUGCGAAAUUGGUAUUUGUAAAGUAAUUCCACCUCCAGGUUGGAGACCGACAAGCCAAAGCAGUGAUGGACUUCGGUUCGAUAUACAGAGACUUUAUGUAUCUCGUAUAUUGAACCGAUGGGGUUCAUCUAUGCGAGAAUUGGCUUGUAUGAAGUUUUGUGCAUCGCGCACAAAUGGUUCUCCUUGCAACACACCAACGAUUGGAGGUAUGGAAGUUAAUUUGCCUAAGUUAUACCACAGCGUGCAACGACACGGUGGACUACAACACGUAAUUGGUAAGAAAUAUUGGGGGCGAGUUGCACGCGACAUGAACUUGUCUACGAGUUUAAAGUUUCAAAAUAGACUGAAAUAUGUUUACGCGAGGUACCUUCUACACUAUGAUUCACUUUCGCCAACUGAAGGACAGGUAAUCUUUGGUAUGAUCGAAAAGGCAUGGAGUCGGAAAAUCCAAAGGCUGUUGGACCGGGCACUGAACCCCUUGCGUGCACAGAGACGUCUGAUGGGAUUGACUGAUACUGAAGAAGAACCUGAGGAACAUUCUCCGGAAAUGAAUGCUGUCAAAGAGGCAGAAGACUGCAUCGUGCGAGGCCCAAUUAUGAACUACUCUAGGUUUAAAGAGCUCGCCGAGUCUACGUACAGUAUCGUUUAUGGUUAUGGAAUCACUCGAGAGAACAACCCAUUGAGUCUCGAUCAGAAAGAAGAGUUGUACUGGCGCUACGUGGUUCAGGGCAACGAGCACGUAUGUGUCGCCACCGCCGCCAUUGAUACAGGCUCCGACCCCUCGCGAGGAAACAGCCGCACGUUAACCUUGAAGAAUAUUAGCCAGAAUAAACACAAUAUCCUCCGCUUUCUGGGUCCUGUGUCCGGCUUAACUGCCCCCACCUUAAACCUGGGGAUGGCAUUCUCAACAAACUGCUUCUACUUGGACCCCCACGCUGUCUCGUCUCUGGAUUUAUUGUAUAAAGGGGAUCCAAGGAUAUGGUAUGCGAUUCCAGCCAAGCAUAGUAAGAACUUCAGGAAGGCAGUGAGCACUCUCUGUCCCUCUUUUUGUCAAAGGAAAUCUCUGUGGCUCUCACCUAACACAGUUAUGAUACCGCCCCAGCUUCUGCGGGAGUACAACGUGUCGGUGACACGGGUCGUACAGGAGGAAAAUGAGAUAAUAUUGGCUUUUCCCUACUGUUACACCUCGUCUAUAAACACGGGCUAUUCUGAAUCAGAGAGCAUGAAUUUCGCACCGGUUUCCUGGUUACAUUCCGCCUACGAAGUGUUCAAGGAGGCUCGUGAGAACGGUGAGUGUACAACAUUCUCACUCGAAGAGCUGCUAGUGCGGAUAGGCAAAGCGAGUGAUGUGGACAGGACCACCCUCAUGGUUGCACAACCGAUUUUUGAUAAAAUCCUGAGAAAUGAGCUUACAAACAGGCUAAUCUUGCAAGAGAGAGGCAUGAAAAUGGUGCACCGGCCCGAAGUCCAUCAACCGAAAAAUACUGGUCGUCGCAGAAGACGAAACAGAACAUUCAUUCAAGAAGAAUGUGAAUACUGUAGAGCCACGCUGUUCUUCUCUAAGGUGGUCGGCUUAGUGCGGAACUCAUAUCUGUGCUUAGAACACGCACGUCGGAGCCAGAGGCCGUCGGAUUUGGAGCCAGAAGACUACGGUGAUUAAACUGUUACUGGAUAAUAGAUUCCAACGUGUUUCCAAAAGCACGUUAUAGAUAUACCAUAUUAUUAUAUCUUAAUCUUGACGUUUUACACCGUAGUUUAAAUAUUAAUAAUAUAAUAUCGUGUCGUAAAGUUUUAUACAAAGGCAUUAAUUACAUUUUGUACUCACGAAAUAUAGAUGUUCACCUAGAACUAUUAAACGCAUGGGAAAUAAACCGCAAAAUUUAGAAAAUUCAUAAGGGAUUCCGGCGUAGGGACGUGACGACCCCAUCGCCCGUUGGUGGGACAGUGUUCCAACUGAACUGUCUCAUCGGCGCAAUCAGUCAGCACCAGGCGACGGUUAGUCUCAAUAAAACUUAUCUACCAGGGAACUUGGCUACUAGAGACGAGAACUUGUGUCGCCACGCGUGACACAAGAAAUUGUAUCUCUAGUAGUCGAGUCUAUAGAAAGAUAGGAUAUUGAGACGAGCCAUCAAGCGCAAUUCGGACAUAGCGCUUACAAUCAACAUCCACGGUGCACUGGCCCAACUGUACUCUGUGGCCUUUUUUGUUAGUUAUUUUUUUCAGUUAUUUUAUUAAAACGUUCAAAAAGAAAAACAGUUAAGUUUCAGAAAGUGGUUUCAUAUCGGUUCACGAAUGUUACUUGCGGUUGUAAAUUUCAAAGUUUAUGGAUGUUACACUGUUUCAGAGUUUAAUAGGCAAAUGUGUUAUUAUGUGAUGUUGUUGGUGUGUUCUUUGUAGACCGUUAGCUUCACUUUACUCAUUAGAAAUCGGUUGAAACUAGACAAUCAAUUGGCAGACUCCAAAAGGAAGAAAAAAACACAAAAUUUCCUCAACAUCUAAAACAUGUAUCAUCUCAUAUCGUUUAACCACAGUGUGCCUUACAAAGGAACAGUAUCACUGACCCGUUGUGUUGCGUUUCUUUAGACAUAUCUACUAAAAUACAUAAUAAAUUUCCAUUCCGCCAGAAGCGCGCUUGAUUAUCUCCUAAAAGUUACGACAGAAAUGUAUUAUGCAAUAGUGCAAUCUCUAUGCAAACAACUCCCAACAACAUCCGACCAACUUGUUGAUACACGGUAGUUAGUAAAUUAAUAUGAAAAGGGUAACUGACCAAUUCUAAAUUAUAGGUAAUUUUUGUAGUUCACUCAACAUUUCAAAAUACAAUGUUACUGUUAUAAUCCUGAUUAUUCCAUAAUGUCGGGUACCUUAUUCAUAGUCCUAGAUAGAUAAUAAUUUGUAAGUAGUUCAAUUCAAUAUUAGUACCAAUUGUUUCACCAUCAUUAGGACCACUUGGGAGACCUGUGUCUCGGUUCGACCAGAAUUUAACCAAGGUCAAGGGGAAGGUGUGGGUGAGUUUACACCACACCCAGCACCCACCCCCCAUCCCCAAAAAGCCAGUAGAGUACUUGUGGUGCAGCAGCUCUGAUAUUGUGGGUAUCCAUUAGUUUACCGGCAUGUCCUAAAAUCGAAAAAAUACCCACAUUUCAGGCAAGACGUCCAACCGGCCGAUCUGGAACUUCAGGAGAGGCUUGUGGACGUCUGUGGUUGUUAGUUAAAUUUCUUAGAUAGUUCAAUUUUAUACAACUACAUGAAUGUAAUGUAAUGUAUAACAUAACAUAUUAUGUGGUUGUAGUUAAUCGUUAUGUGUAGCCAAUUUCGUUGGUAGGUGACAAUUGUUGAUUUAUUUACAUUCCGCUUGAGGCCCGGAGGUAUUAUAGCGUAACCGCGGCGGAAUUUAGUCAAUACAAUAAAAGUUGCGCGGGUAAAUACCGCCGCGGGUCAGCCCUAGUGCGGCCGGGCCUAAGGUAACAUUCGUAAAUUGAGUGCAUAAGACUUUCUGAAACAACGUAUCACUGUCAUCUCUUAUGGACUUCGGUUUUAUUUUUGCAACUCCCAAUAACAAUUAUCAAUUUUUACAUGUAACCAGUAUUCAUAUUGUUUAUUUUUUUAAGUUAAAUAUUAGUUGGGAGACAUAUUAAAACAGUACCUACAAAUUCAAACGUACUGGAAAGUUCUUUAUAAUUGUAUUUCUUGUGCUUUUGUUACAUAUAUGUAUGUUAAGUUAAACUUAUUAGUCGGAAAAUCUCCUUUGUCGUCGGUGGAUAGAGAUGCCUCGUCAUCCUAUUUUGAUAAGAAUAUUUAGAGACCUGGAGCGAGGAAUAUCUUUAAUAAUUUGUCUAUUGUUCCUUUUGAAGCAGUGCUUGUACUCGGACUUACAAUUUGUGCCAAAGAAGGCAUUGUGUAAAUGUACACUACUUAUACAGUAUGUUAACUAACAGAGGGCGUUCUUUUAAACUCGUUAAUCUAUAUCAUUAUUAUGAAAUAGAUGGGUUCACCAGGAAAGCCAAUCCGAUGAAUCAUAUGUCUACCGACGUUAUACAGACAAUGUUGGAGAUGAUUGCGUUCGUGACUAACAACUACGAGCAAGUGGCCGCCAGCCUCCUUUACCGGCACACACACAGACCUCAAAUCGACAAUCUACAGAUCAAAAAAAUAAGUUUAGUCGAAAUGUCACGACUUUGUUUGGGGCAUAUGUAAUGAAGGUGCUCAGUGUAAAUUUCGACACGAGUUAAAUGUGAAAUAUAUGAAAGAAAUCUUUGAGGUUUUGUCACGAUUAUCAGAACAAAACAGGUUCUGAUAAUAGACCAAAUUGCACGUAUUUGCAUGCAAGUAGAGAGGAAGAGAAUCUCUUUUUAAGUCUUGAAUUGGAACUUGAUACCGGAAUAUUUACCAUGUUUUUCAUUUUUAUGAGUUUUCAAUAUUUCGGCACUGUUGCAAGCGCCAUGAUCACGGAUAAACUGAGUUUAUCAUAGCAGUUUUUCCGUGAUCAUGGCGCUUGUAACAGUGCCGAAAUAUCGGAAAAAUUGAAAUAAUGGUAAAUAUCGCGUUUCAAGUUCCAAUUCUAGUGUUAGUGACCAUGUCAGUUUAAAAACUCUUUUUAACUGCUGGACAAAUACCUAGAUAGAGCUCUAGCGGAAAGAUGUGCAGCUAUGUCUAACGCGCCUAUGAAUAUGUAUGUGAACGAAUAUUUACUUAUAGAAAAAUAAUCAAUAAAUUGCAACGUUUCUUUAACGUAUCGAUUUAAAAAUUUUGGUAAAUAUUUUAAUAUUUAAAAAUAUAAAAUUGUCUUGUUUUUGAAUGAUAACUUUUUUUAGCAUGUAUGGAUGCUAUACUAUUGCGGGUUAACAGGAACGCCCUCUGUUAGUUAACAUAAUAAUCAAUACAGGGUGACUUCACUGAAACUUCAGGGUUAAUUUUGUAGGAAAUUCGUUAUAUUAUCACCUCCCGAGAGGAAUACGUCGAAUUCAAAGUAUUCACCCUGUAUAUAAAAGAUAAAAAAACUGGCUGAACUGAUCCAGUGGAAAUAGGUCGUAAUAACAAUAAUAGAAGAGUCAUAAGAGUCAAAUAUCUCGGAAGGGACUCCCUUACACUAACGAAGCCAUUAUCUCAUGUUAGAUGAAACGGAGCACCAGGUGCUCGACACGGCGGUAAACAUACAAUCAAAGAAAUUAAUAUGAUAACUUAAUUCCGAAAAUCAUACACAAAAAAUAAAAGACAAAUGGAAUAAUUAAAUAUUACAACAUAAAGGCAACAUAUUGGUUACCUAUUUGCACAAUUUUCCUGAACGUUGACUAUACAAGCUAAUAUGAGGUCACAAAUACAAAAUAAUAUGUGGCCCUAGUUUCACAAGGCAGGCAGACACGAAUCGCGGUCUAAAAUAAGACAAAAUUUCUGAAUAAGUAUUAAUCGCGAAUGGAUACAAUUAUCGAACUGAGCUAAUAAAUUUGCUAGUUUAAAAAUAUAACAUGACUAAGAUUAAGGUAAAAUAUUGAAUAACUAGAAUUUCACGUUAAAACUAGCACCGCCUUGACGUUGGUGACUAGGCAGAUUGGUAUAAUUAUGAUCGAGUUCGCUUCUAGUAGCAAUUGAUUAUGAAUUGCUCGGAACCUAAUCAUCAAUGGUCUAAAAAGUUAUUUCUCUUUUGAUAACUUUGUGUAAUCUCUGUAGUGUAGCGUUCGUAGUUGUAGUGACGAUAAGUUUCGUCAGUAGGUAAUGAUUAGUUUGUGUUAGGUCUUGAUUUGAAAUUUGUCAUAAUUCGUGCCAUCGUUCGCGCAAUCGCGUCGUAUAGGUCGAAUGGAAAGUACUAAAAUUACUAAAUUCGAAAUGUAAGUAUUUAGGAUAUGUAACACUUGCGUGAUAUGAUUAUUGGAAGUGUUUAGGAUACAAGUUGGAAUUAAGUACUACAAUAAGUACCGUACGUCAUAUUGUGCGCGACACGUGUUUGGAAUGGGCCGUUGUAAUAUAAACAAUUGAGUGAAAAUACACAUUGAACACGAUUCUACGAUUGACACCAAUAAAACUUACGACAGAAGCGUGGCUUGUCAGUUCACGCGAAACGACGUGUAACUCGUACUAUUUAACUUACAUGGUAUUUAGAUCCCGUUUCAUUCAUGGUUCAUUAACAACUACUCACUUGCCCACAGAGUGUACUUUGGUUCCAAUUUGUAUGUUUAGGAUUAUUUCUUAGUAAUAAGGCUAGUUUAUAGUAUAUUGCUUAUUAGUGUGGCUGCAGGUUGUCCCUAUUCCUUUAAAAGGGCCUAGGUUUAGUUAGGUAUAGAAAGACAUCAGAAGAUGCAGGUUACUCUUUACCUGAAACAAGAGUUAGGUUAAGUUAGAUUUAAACACGUGUUACCAGACGCGGGUCCCUUUAUAUCCAGGGUUCUUGAUAAUCCAUGAAUCGCAAUUUAUCAGAUCUAGACUCUCUCUUCAAAAUAGUUUUAUUUCAGAUGUACCGUGUGACUGGUGAAAUAGGUUCAAUACUUAUAGAGAGUACUCGGUACUCGAUUCUCGUUAACUUUAUAUAAAAAAAAUAGAUGCUUAAUUUUUUUAUCGAAAUGUCUCUAAAAAUAAAUGAAAUUAAAUUUGAAUAAAAUGUAGGUAGGCAACAGCUGUACAGUGUAGGUACCUAUGUAUUCUGUGUUGAUAGCGCGCUGCGCGAUUCGUACGUCCGCGCGGUGUCCAAGUAUUCCGCAGUUAAAUAAAUAAAUACUGGACUCUCGGUGUACUGUGUACGAAGUUUACUAAGAAGUUAUUUAAUAUUUCAUUUUUAUGUUAUUUUAUUUCAUGAUAUAUGUUCGCAUACUAUCACGUCCUCAAAUAUUGAAGGUAUCUCACCAGUCAUUCUGUAUAUUUAAUCACAUCAUACAUAUUAUGUAAAAUUUGCAAAAAUGAUCGAUGGGUAUGACUUCGUACCAAUCAAUGGAAAUCUUAUUUGAUUAAGAAUCGGGCCACAAACAAUGUGAACAGUAACUCUGUAUAAAGGGAAUUAUUUGUACAUAGUUUUGUUUGUGUGUGUUGUGUGUAGUUGCAGUAUUUAUGUGUUUACAAUUUCGCACGUCUGAAACCGCCUAUUACUUUGAGAAUUCAGCCUCAUUUAGUUUAAUUUCCGAUAAUAAGUACUUCAAAUUAGUAUUAUAAGUUGAUUAAGGUUAUUAUUGUUUAAUUAAUUUUUUAUACUAACCAGACCGCCUGAUCAAAGUUGAUUAAUAUUUCAAUGAAUUAAUGAAAAGUCGACUUGGCAAUCAUUGUUCAUAUUUAUUGUUUAGCAACCAAAUGUGUUUACGCUCUGGUGGUAUACUUUGACCGUAUGUCUUGGAUGUACAUUAAGAGGAAUGUUUGACGAGAUUGACCAGGGGCCUUAGUCUGCUAUUACAAUAGUCCCUCUUGCACUGCUCAAAGAUCGACCAUUCUGACACAAUUGUAAUAGCAGACUAAGGCCCCAGAAUAUGUUCUGCAUUGGCCACGCUACAGUAGUGUUAGUCAAACUAUUGUAAUGUUAACUUUACAUAAGUACACUUUUUAUGGUUAAAAUUAUAAAUUGAUAUUAAUGAUAAAAUUAAAAGAUACAUUAAUUAAACUAAUUCUACGCAAAUUUUCUAGACGAUGGGUUCUUUAACUUUGUAUUUUCUCAAAAAUUUCAUUAAAUACGUCAGUUUACGCCUUCAUUCUGACUGACACAAAAAAUUAACCAUAUUUUGAAUUAAAUUCAAUCAAUUUUAUCUGAUUUUGGAAUAUUUUAAGAGCGGGCGGAUGGUGCUUUUGGCUUAUUUUCUUUUCCCAAUCAACUCUUAACCGAAAUGAAUUGCUCUUUGCAUUAUUAGUUCAGGUGAAAUAGUCUAUUAUCAUUUAUGCUAGUAUAGUCUUUGGCACGUAACUUGGCAAUCUUUUUUUUUAAAUAAUAAGAAAAUUCCGCCAAUCGCUCAGGGAUUGAUCCUCACAAGCAUCGUGCGAUUGACUAUUGAACGUCUGCGUAUUUUUAGUUAAUAAAGUAAUUUUCUUGAAAAAAAUGAUAACAAAAUCUUGCCAAGUUAUCUGCCAACCUUUAUAGAAGGGUAUGUGUAGCUAAUGUUAAUUUGCUACUUCGAUAAUAAAAUUACGGUCGCCACAAGCGCACCUAACAUAUUCAUUGCAAAUGUUUCUGCUCUACUCUCACGAGGUGGUCCUUACACUCCUAGUUACCGCUGACAUGCAAUUCUCCUUAUUCUAAUUGUUUACGUACGAUCUGGUAUCUUCACGCCGAGGGCUGCUAAGCUUCAGUCGCUAACGUCACGCCUAUGCGUGUCUAACAUCAACAAACUUGAUGAAGUUACUCUCAUCAAAAACAAUGCAACGUUACAGCGAAAUAAAUGCUACUCGUAGGGAGAUAGGGCAAUAUUGUACAUUUAAUAAGAACGACGGCCGUCACCGAGAUGCCUUUGUUAUAAUUUAACCCGUGCUUUACUUUACAAGUAAGCAACUAAGUGCAUUAUAUAUUGACGCUUUUUACUUCUAAAUUAAUCUUCUAAGUUGUAUAUCCAAAUAUCGCGGCGCUUCUUGUCUAUUCUGUUUAUUUCCGCCAUCGCACUUAGAUUAAUAAAACUAAUAAUCAUAAGGUAAUAUAUGUACUUACAGAACGUAGGUAUUCAAUUCGUUUGAAUAUUACAUCGUACUUUUCCAUUAGAAGUGUUCAAUUAUCUUCCAUUAGUAACUGAAUCAAAAUCCCAUCUCGGUAAAUAUUUUUCUCGAAUGCCUUUCCAAAACCCUUGUGUAUAGGUAAAUGUGGCGAUAUGCAAUAUUCAUCGCCGGGUACUCGAACUAGUGUUUAAGUAAUUUCUAGUAGUUUGUAAGUAUAAAAGCAGUGAUUCAUUUUGUAGUGCAUGUAAAUCACUGUUUCAUUCCAUUGGCGUAACUUAAUAUCCUAUUCGUGUUUAGAUGUAGGGUGACUUUUUUCUUCUUCAGCUAUAUGGUAAUUAAAUUAAUUUGCAAAGGUGGUCAAAAUUAUUAUAAGUUGCCAUAGCCAUAACGAAGCCAAACCUUAAAACACACCAAAGCGUAUUAAAAUGCAGAUUCUUUAUUUAGGCUUUUCCGUGGACAAAUGAUAUUAACAGCACAAAUUACUAAUGUAACUGACCGCAUAGAAGUAUGUCAAGAAUAAAAUGUAAUAUUUUGUUAAUUGCUUUAUUAUAUAAUAUAUAUGUAUAACAUUGUGGUGCUUGCCUGAAAAAGAAAAAAAUGAUUUUGGCAGAAAACAAAAAUGUAUCAGAUAGAGAACACACAGAACUGAAAUUUCGAUGUGAUAUUAGAGUACGUUCUCGAAUUAUUAUUUUUAGUUUCGCUUCUUACUCGUAUUUGUCACUAAGUGUAAAGCGUGUAUUCCAAAAAACUUUGUAUUCCAUUUUUCUUAAUAUAAUGUACUGUGAGUAAUAAA
Spodoptera frugiperda (fall armyworm) is the source of this 11715-nucleotide messenger RNA. RefSeq names its product protein Jumonji. Gene Ontology annotation, cellular component: nucleus. Gene Ontology annotation, molecular function: histone demethylase activity; DNA binding. Gene Ontology annotation, biological process: chromatin remodeling. The transcript is spliced from 14 exons. Lineage: Eukaryota; Metazoa; Arthropoda; Insecta; Lepidoptera; Noctuidae. Bases 403 to 3972 code for a protein of 1189 amino acids. The record is from RefSeq and is a predicted model, not a curated record.